Molecule: messenger RNA, 1162 nt
Organism: Salarias fasciatus (jewelled blenny)
Lineage: Eukaryota; Metazoa; Chordata; Actinopteri; Blenniiformes; Blenniidae
Gene: ptgfr
Product: prostaglandin F receptor (FP)
Exons: 3
Coding region: 62-1162 (366 amino acids)
Biological process (GO): inflammatory response; adenylate cyclase-activating G protein-coupled receptor signaling pathway; positive regulation of cytosolic calcium ion concentration
Cellular component (GO): plasma membrane
Molecular function (GO): prostaglandin F receptor activity; thromboxane receptor activity
Source: RefSeq, a predicted model, not a curated record
CGGCUGGUGACUUAUGGCGAGUUACCGAAGAAAAGAGCGAAGCUGAGAUUUGUUGCCAGUCAUGUCAACCAAUGGGAGCUCAGAGAUAAGCUGCAAGUCAGGUGUUAGACCCUCAAACAACACCUGCAGUCAGUCUGUCACCGCGUCUGUCAUUUCGAUGACUGUGGGCAUCUUCUCCAACAGCCUUGCUCUUUUCAUUCUGCUCAGAUCCUACAACCGAAUCCGGAUCAAGUCUAAGGCAUCUUUCCUGCUGUUUGCCAGCAGUCUGGUGAUCACAGACCUGCUCGGUCACCUCAUCAAUGGCUCCCUGGUGCUAUUUGUCUACAGCUCCCAAAAAAAAUGGGAGUUAUUUGAUCCUCACCGCAUUGUGUGCACCAUCUUUGGUGUAUGCAUGGUGUUUUUUGGCCUGAGCCCUUUGUUCCUAGGAGGUGUCAUGGCUGUGGAACGAUGCAUUGGAGUGACCAGACCUAUCUUCCACUCCACAGUGUUAGCUUCCCGCCACAUGAAAAGGCUGCUGGGGAUCACCUGGUUGCUCGCAGGCCUGGUGGCUGUGCUACCUGUGCUGCUGUGGAGACCCUACAAGAUUCAAAGCUCCAGGAGUUGGUGCUUCUUCCACAUGGAACAACCCAAAGACUGGCUGGAUGUGCUCCUGCCAUUGAUCUUUUCUCUGCUGGGUUUAUUCGCACUGCUACUCUCCAUUGUUUGCAACACACUUACAAGUUUUGCUCUGCUGCAAGCCAGACUGCGCCGCAAGCAUCACUGCAGGGGCACUGCCUACCACCUGGAGAUGAUCUGCCAGCUCCUGGCCAUUAUGCUGGUGUCCUGCGUCUGCUGGGGCCCAUUACUGAUCCAAAUCAUCAUCUUGAGCACCAAGGCCAAAGAGGAGUCUGCAUCCUCGAGUCUGCUGACAGUGAUUCGUAUGGCCACAUGGAACCAGAUCCUGGACCCCUGGGUCUACAUCCUGCUGAGGAAGGCUGUGCUGAGGAAAAUGUUCACAUUGUUUUACAGCUGCUGGGGCUCAAAGUCUCAUAAUCUACACCGCUGGCAGCGAAAUAUGCUCCACAGCUCAGUGGAUACCAGCCACUCCGGUGCGGCUGCAUCUGAAUGCCACUACCUUGCCAGACUGCCUCUGCCAGACACUGCCAUUAAAUGCAUCACCUAA